AUGAGUGAGAUAGUGUAUGUUUCCCCGCAGCUGUAUUUGGUAGCUGAUUCAGAGUGGAAGAGUGAUGUUGCGAAAAGAGGGUACAUACCGAUGCUGAAGGCUGAUUUGCAGACCUUUGAAAAAAUGUUGCACAACACCUCGAGACUGCAGUCAGCUCAUAUUAAGGGACCGAUAGACAAUUCAGUUCACAUCAAAACUAAUGGGAGCGCUGGAUCUUUGUUGGCGAAAGGUUCUGGCGCAAACGGAGGUUUGUUCGGAGAAAAUAAGAUGACUUCAAAAUAUGUGCCUUUGAAACAGUUUUUGCCUAUAUCAUUGGAGCAACAAUUGCAUACCAUAUCUUUGCAUAAAGUACCGUUCAACGAAUCCAAUGGUAAUGUGGAAUCAUUUAUUGCUGGGAUCCUACAAAUUGCACUUGAGGCUAAUUCUCAAUUUUUUUGUAGCAUAAAAUGUUGGACUAACAUCACGUCCCCCGGUAUCGACACCCAGGACUUGUUUGUGAGGCUUGAUAGCGGCAACGAUUUGGGGAAAUAUUCAAACUUUGUCUGUUUUUUGAAAGCUCUCGUUACCAAAGUUGGGUUGUUGGAACUGCAUUUGGAUUCGAAUACGACGAACUUUGUCAAAGAUCAUAUAACACAAGAAACAAAAAGUGAUGAUAUUCCCGAUGAAGCUGUAAAAGCAUUUAAAGGUUUGAUUGAGAAAUUGAAAGUUGCAAAUCUAGAUGGUAAUAAAGAACACGAUAAUAAUGUGGAGACUGAGUAUAAAGUAGACCUAAGAACGUUGAGCGAUAUCCCUACUGAUUCGCUGGACCAACUGUGCAAAGACAUAAAGGAGUUUAGGACAAAAGUGGUCAGUAUUGAAAGAGAAAAAAUGACGAAAGAGCAUUUUGAGGAGAGUAAACGGAUGAAACAGCAUAUGAUGAAGAUGUUCGAACAAAUUAAGAAAAGCAACAAGGACCAACUAGGUGUGGAUGUCGAAGAAAAUGUUCCUGAUGAUGAUGAUGUCGAUGAUGUGGGAGACGAUGGCGGGGACGACGACGACGUUUUGGAGAAACAAAGAUUGGACCAAGAGCGUGCAUCGUCAAACGCAAGAUACAAAGAGUAUUUGUCGACUUUGGCUUCUGUGAUAGAACCUCGCAUACAAAAACUCAAAACAGAUACUCUUCUAACGAAGCAAUAUGAAGGGCGUUUGACUGAAAAUAGGGCCCUUGCCUUGAAGGAAUUAGAGCAUACAUCUAAUGAUUUCUACUACGAUCAUCACCGAUCCUUUAAGGACGAGGAAGAGUACUUGGACUCCUUGAAUAGAGCUAAAUUUGGCGAUGUGACAGUAGUCGCGGCACAACCAAAAACGAUUAACGAGGAAAAUGUAACCAGCUCCCAAAGUUCCAAAGAAACUGAGAGCAAUCUAGAAGAGCCAGAGACAGCCGGCAAAGAGAGCUUAGUGGAGGAUGAGCACAUGAACAUUAAAAUUGCGUUCAAACGUGCGAUUGACAAGCCUAAUGAUACUGAACCAAACGAAGCUAUUAAACAAAUGACCCGUGACGAGAACACAACAGAGACAAUUCCGUUGUCGUCGAAGAUUGACGACAUAAUACCGUACAGUGGAGCUGACCUAGAACAAAGAUUAGCUAAACUGAAGGAGUCUCGAGUUGUUGACGAGUUGGUGAACGAAUACCUGGGUGUGUACGAAGAUGAACUGGUUGAGUACAUUUUUGAUAAUAUUCGGGAGAACAAGAGUAAAGAGGUUUUGUUUGAGGACCUGAAAGAAACCUUUGAUGAAGACGCAAUCAAAAUUGUUGAUACCAUUUGGAAGAGAGAAGAAUUCCACUAG
Messenger RNA from Huiozyma naganishii CBS 8797, 1827 nucleotides. RefSeq names its product Snu71p (gene SNU71). The record is from RefSeq and is a predicted model, not a curated record. NCBI's taxonomy places the organism in Eukaryota, Fungi, Ascomycota, Saccharomycetes, Saccharomycetales, Saccharomycetaceae. Gene Ontology annotation, biological process: mRNA processing. The transcript has a single exon. The coding region runs from base 1 to 1827 and encodes 608 amino acids.